Molecule: messenger RNA, 791 nt
Organism: Sinocyclocheilus grahami
Lineage: Eukaryota; Metazoa; Chordata; Actinopteri; Cypriniformes; Cyprinidae
Exons: 2
Source: RefSeq, a predicted model, not a curated record
AUAGGUGGGAGACCAGUCAAGGAUAAACAGCCACACUGUUGACCAAACCUCAAUAGACCCAGGACAGACCCAUGCGGACACAGACGAGGCCCCCUCUCACAUGUCUACCUCAGACUCGGAGGGUGAGGCUGUCUCAGAUGUAUUUGGUCGGGAUGAAUUGGAUGAGAACACCUUUAGCACAUCUUCUGAAGAUACAGAUGCAACCGAUAGUGAAAGUGAGGUUCAAACGCCAACAGAUGAUCCACUUCACAAAAUUGGCACAGACACAGGGAUGGACACAGUUCUCAAAUCAACAGGCUCCAUCACAAAGGCAGAGGCUCUGCUGCUGAUAAUGACUCAUGCUGCUGUACAUAAUAUUACUGGCUGUCAACUAGAUGACUUGCUGAGACUGAUUAAUUUCCUUUUUGGUAAUGAUGUAGUCCCAGGGUCCAAACAUUUGUUUAAUAAGGUAUUCAAGAACAACUCGGAGAUAGUUGAGUUUCAUCUUUACUGUCGAGCCUGCAAAUGUCACAUUGGAACACAAAAACUAGUUACUGUCCAGAACAUCACACAAUGUCCAUCCUGUAAUGAAACAGUUGAGAUCACUUCUUUAAAUAACGGUAGCUUCUUUAUCAAUGUGCCAGUUGCACCACAGAUUCAGAACCUUCUGGAAAAUCCAGAAAUUCAGAAGCACCUCAGCUAUCGAUUUGACAGACCACACAGUGUUGAGAAUGUUAUCUCAGACAUCUUUGAUGGAGUUAUGUAUGAAAAGUUGUCACAACCUGGUGGGAUUCUUUCAAAUCCUAACAAUU